CUGCUUUUGCAUUCCAUAGAAAGAGAGUGCAAUUGUUUGCGUGUAAUUUUCUCUCUUUUUCCUUCUCUGCCUGAAAUUGAAGCCACAAUUAAAAUCAAUAUCCCCAAAACCUGUCAACUAACUGAUUAAGUAACAUUGCCAUAUUCACCCAAACCCACCCAACCUCGCAUAACACAAACGAUGGAUAGGUAUCAAAGGGUAGAGAAGCCUAAACCAGAAACUCCUAUAAGCGAGAACGAGAUCCGUAUUACUACUCAAGGAAGGAUGAGAAAUUACAUCACUUAUGCCACCACUCUCUUUCAAGAGAAAGGAUCUGAUGACAUCAUUCUCAAAGCAAUGGGACGAGCAAUCAAUAAGACUGUAAUGAUUACUGAGCUAAUAAAGAGAAGGAUUGUUGGUCUGCAUCAGAACACUCAAAUUGGAUCAACUGAUAUAACCGACACAUGGGAACCACUAGAAGAAGGCCUUCUUCCUUUGGAGACUACUCGUCAUGUUUCAAUGGUCACAAUUACCUUGUCAAAGAAAGAGCUGGAUACAUCCUCUACAGGAUAUCAACCUCCUCUUCCAGUUGAUCAAGUAAAACCGUUGAACGAGUAUGAAGACGAAGGAGGCUCACCAAGGAUGCAAGGAAGGGGGCGAGGUCGUGGAAGGGGUAGGGGUAGAGGAAUGUACAACGGGGGUAUGGAAUAUGGUGAUGGUUGGGAUGGUGGACGCGGCUAUGGUGGCAGAGGACGCGGCCGUGCUUUUCGGGGACGAGGACAAAGCUAUGGCGCCCAGCCGGUUACGUACUAUGACUACGGUGAAUAUGAUGCACCACCGGCCCUACGCGGCCAUGGUCGUGGAAGGGGAAGGGGCCGUGGUCGUGGUCGCAAUGCAGGCCGUGAAGCAGCUGCUUGAUCACUUAAAUGUUGGUUGUCGUGUAUAUGUUCCGUUAGAAGAGGGUUGCCUCUCUGCUUAGUUAUUUGUUAGAUCUACUUUUACUUUGGACUUUUGAUAUAUCAUUUGAAGCGUUUAGUGUUGCUGCCACUGCAGUUUUGUUUUUGCAGUUCUUUCCUUUGUAACAUCUAUAAUUUAAAGCUCGGCAGGUUGAGUUAGGCAUAAUGUUUAGACUUUGAAAAAAAGAAGUCGAAAUUGUCAAUUUUCUCUUAUAGAAAUUAUUGCAAAUUUGCAGCAAGUUUUUC
Molecule: messenger RNA, 1181 nt
Organism: Cicer arietinum (chickpea)
Lineage: Eukaryota; Viridiplantae; Streptophyta; Magnoliopsida; Fabales; Fabaceae
Molecular function (GO): RNA binding
Source: RefSeq, a predicted model, not a curated record